Messenger RNA from Ipomoea nil (Japanese morning glory), 735 nucleotides. Its product is annotated as replication factor A protein 1-like. Bases 1 to 735 code for a protein of 244 amino acids. NCBI's taxonomy places the organism in Eukaryota, Viridiplantae, Streptophyta, Magnoliopsida, Solanales, Convolvulaceae. The record is from RefSeq and is a predicted model, not a curated record. The transcript has 5 exons.
AUGGAAGUUCGUACUAUCAAUGACAUCUACAGAGACAAGGAGUUUGGCGAUUUUUGGGUGGCAGCAAGGAUUGUAUUCAUUGAUGAUCCAGAGUGGUACUAUGCUUCGUGUAGAACAAAGGGUUGCAACAAAAAACUGAAACUCAAAGGAAAGUGGCUAUGGUGUAGUACAUGUGACAGAAAUUGGGGUGACGGGACACUCAGGUACAGAAUUAAGGUUAGGGUUGUGGACUUGGAUGGCAAUGCUCCUUUCCUUCUAUGGGACAGGGAGUGCCUCGAUCUACUUGGAAUUAGCGCGGAUGAUCUGAAGGAUACCCAUACUAAGGGACGGAAGGGUCUACCUAAGGAGCUCGAGACUCUAAUUGGACUGAAUCUCCUAUUUCGAAUUGCCGUUCGCAAAGAACAGUUCCAGAAUUAUCUCAAUGCUUUCCCUGUUAUGAGGAUCAUCACUGAUGAAAAGAUUGUAGAAAAGCAUUGCCCAGAACUAAUAGGAGUAAGGGACAGGGAUCUCAGUUCAAAGUUGGAGUUGGAGCUUACAGAUGAGGACCUAUGGGAUCUAGAGGAAGCAGACCAAGCAAAUGAAGCUGAAAGUCCACUCCAAGUUGUUGCACAGAGACUCAAUGCAGAGAAUAGUGUUGAGAAUGGAACAAUGUAUGGUAAAAGAGUUCAAGAGAUGGCUGACAUGGCAGAACAAAAUGAAGAAGAUGGCAGAGAUAUCACUAAAAAUGGAAAGUGA